CCGAACAACAAUAUCUAUCAAAGCUUUGGCAUCUUUUGUCCCUCAACACAAAUCGAAUGUGUGGAUCUGAUGCGUACCGAGGAUGUCCUUAUCGAUUGGCAAAAGCCAUUGUACCUGAAUUUCACGCAUAUUGCUAUCAUGAAUCGGCUGGAUGACUUUUACUCCACUUUCGGUGUAAUGGAGCGGCUUGAAGGCGACAUUUACGUGUGUAAUGAGCUGAAGACAGAGCUGGAGUUGGAGGAACUGUCUGAUGAUGCAGUAAUGCGUCCUCUUACUGCUGACGAUGUGAAAGGUAUACACGACUUGUAUCCGGCCAGCGAGAUCGAGCGCAUAGAAGUGUUCGAGAUAUUAGUGCAGGUGUUGCCUGGAUUAGGAAUCUUUCGCAAAGAUACUAAUGAAUUGGCUGCAUGGAUGGUGCACUCUUACUAUGGAGCAAUGUUCUCGAUGCAAACACGUCCAGAUUAUCGUCGCAAGGGUUAUGGAAUACGCCUUGCUAGAGCUCUCACUAAACUUGUAAUUGAGCGUGGCUAUUCGCCCUUCGUAGUCAUACGUCCACAAAAUGAUGCAUCUAGGAAUCUCUACACCAAGUUAGGCUUUACAAAGGCUUACGAAACAUGCCGAGUCAAAAUGACUCCGGGUCUAGAAGAUGCCAGUCAUGAUGAAGAUCCACAUUCAAAUCAUGAAGCCACGACUAAUGGAGUUGCCGAGGGUAAAGAUCCGUCUACACAAACUGAUGACGACACAGAGGCUAACAAAGAGAAUCAGCCAGUUGAUGAGGGCAUUGAGGAUAUGUUAGCUGAAAAAUGUGAUAUUGGUAGGGAGGAAAUGAGUACCGCCCACGUUAAAGCCGCAAUGGACGAGGGCAUUGAAGAAGAUAAAUAGAUGUAUUAAAAAAUUAAUAUACCCUUGUGCGCAAGUGCGCUCGGGUAUAAAAAUAAAAAAGUAAUCAGGAACAGGGAAUAAGUUAUAGGGAACAAAAAAAUGAUGCGAGAAAGGGUGACUAGUCGGGUAGAAAAUUAAGAAAAGAAACUAACGAAAAAAGCUAUUAUAAAAGCUGAAAUGCUAAAAAACUGCAUUAUACAUAAACUAAUGAGAAUUAUAAAAAUAAGAUAUGAGUGCACUUGCAACACUGGUGUGGCAGUCUCUAUUGUAAAUGCAUAAUUUGGGGGAGAUGUUAAAAUUUUGAGUAAUAAAAAGUUAAGAAAAAAAACUGCAGGAAAUGUGAGCAUGUACAUAAGUACAUACAUACAUGCAGUGAGUGUCAGUCAAAAUCGUGCAGUAAUUCUUCCAUAUUUUGAAAGUUUUGUAUAGUUCAUACUACAAUAAAGUCAUUAAAAAAAAAUAAACCUAAUAUAAGGUUCGU
Rhagoletis pomonella (apple maggot) is the source of this 1363-nucleotide messenger RNA. RefSeq lists its product as uncharacterized. The record is from RefSeq and is a predicted model, not a curated record. Lineage: Eukaryota; Metazoa; Arthropoda; Insecta; Diptera; Tephritidae. Gene Ontology annotation, molecular function: acyltransferase activity, transferring groups other than amino-acyl groups.